CCGGCCCGGCCCGGCCCGGCCCCGCGUUAGGCGGCCCCGCCGCCGGGAGUCACGGGGCGGCCGCUGCCAUGGAGCUGCCAGCCGUCAACCUCAAGGCCAUCAUUCUGGUACACUGGCUGCUCACAGUGUGGGGAUGCAUGAGUCAUGUGCUUCCAGCCUCCUAUGCCUGGGGAAACUUCAGUGUCCUUGCAGUGGGGAUCUGGGCCAUUGUGCAGCGAGAUUCCCUUGAUGCCAUCAUAGUGUUCCUGACUGGCUUGCAGCUCACAGUCCUCACAGACAUCAUUCACAUCUCUGUCUUCUACCACCCAGCCAGCCAUCUGGGUGCUGUUAACCGUUUCAGUAUAGGCAUGGCCAUCUUCAGCCUCCUGCUCAAACCCGUGUCCUGCUACUUGGUGUAUCGGAUGUAUCAGGAGCGUGGAGGAGAGUACACCUUUAACAUAGGUGUCAUCCGUGCAGGCCGGGACCGCGGCACCUAUGAGCCAAUUGAUCAGCAGGAAGCCCCUGCACAGUGGCCUGACUCAAGCAAGACAGCCCAGCAGCCCUACUGAGGCCCUCUGCAGCAGAGAACAGAUGCUUCCCUCGCCCAGUCUGCCUUUCUGCUCUUCCCAUGUCUGUCCUGAUGGAGCAAAACCUGCUACUGAGCAAAUGAGUGGAUCUGAUUGCUCAUUUCUUUUGCCUCCCUGAAGGUUAGACAGAUGAGUUCCUGCAGUAUAAGUCCAGAAGACCUUGAAGAUGUUACAUUAAGCACUGUGACUCUUUGUAAUCCCUUUCCUCCCUCUUCCUAAGUGUCUCCUCUGUGUAUAUGAGUGGAUGCACCUCCUGCAGUCUGCCAAGACUUAUAGUGUGCAUCCUCUGUUUUGUAAGUAAGGGAACCACUGAAUUUAUUCCUGGACAAGCUUUAAAAGGCUUAGGAACUGCUCUUAAACAAUCCAGUUUCGCCUGCUUUUCUGCAGAUACGUUUCCAUGAAACAUCUGGGAGUUCCUGAGGGCUGUUGUUGAUGGUGUUAUUUAACUAAGAUUUGUGACCAUAACUCCCUAUGCUAGCUGUGGUGGUUUGCACAGAGCUGGGGUGGGUAUAAAAUGCUCUUACCAGGCCAGGAAACUGCUUGUGAUCCCAGUAUCUAGUCUUGGGUUUUAUUCAUUGAUGCCUUUAUGCAGAUUGAAUGACCUUCAGGGCUCACACAAUGGCUGCUGAAUGUGGGUCAUAGAUACUCUGUGCCUUGAAAUGUCCUUUUGCCUUCAGCUGCCUGUCUUAACAGAACUUGAAAUGUCACAAUUUUCUAAGAGAACUAUUAAAUGAACACAGUUUUUCUGUGCUGGAAAAAUU
Colius striatus (speckled mousebird) is the source of this 1327-nucleotide messenger RNA. RefSeq names its product angiotensin II receptor associated protein (gene AGTRAP). NCBI's taxonomy places the organism in Eukaryota, Metazoa, Chordata, Aves, Coliiformes, Coliidae. The transcript has 5 exons. The record is from RefSeq and is a predicted model, not a curated record. Gene Ontology annotation, biological process: regulation of blood pressure; angiotensin-activated signaling pathway. The coding region runs from base 69 to 548 and encodes 159 amino acids. Gene Ontology annotation, cellular component: plasma membrane.